Messenger RNA from Scedosporium apiospermum, 1893 nucleotides. RefSeq lists its product as uncharacterized. The record is from RefSeq and is a predicted model, not a curated record. Bases 1 to 1893 code for a protein of 630 amino acids. NCBI's taxonomy places the organism in Eukaryota, Fungi, Ascomycota, Sordariomycetes, Microascales, Microascaceae. The transcript has 5 exons. Gene Ontology annotation, molecular function: histone binding. Gene Ontology annotation, cellular component: Set1C/COMPASS complex.
AUGACCACUCCCGCCCCCGACUUCGACCAACAACUUACGGGUUCUCCUCCUCCUCCUCCCACGCCCGCCGCCUCGCCCGGACCUUCGCAUCAGCAGCCCGACUGGAGCGAUGCUGCCGAUGAUGAAGACUUCUUCCUUGCCAAGGUCCGCCAGCAUUUCCAGAACUGCUCCGGACCGCAGCGGACGCGUCUUCUGGCCGACCUAUUGAAUCUCUGUACCAGCCAGCAGCUGAGUUUUGUGCAUCAGUUCGUCAGUCCCCUUCUAAAGAAGGACCCCUUUACGAGUCUUCCAGACGAGCUCUGUCUUCGGAUACUUUCCUUCAUAGACGACCCCAAAGUCCUUGCGAGAGCAUCGCAGGUCUCGCGUCGAUGGCGAGAUUUGUUAAGUGACGACAUGACAUGGAAGAACCUCUGCGUAAAGCAUGAUUACGGUCGUAGGCUCUCCGAUGUAUACCACCCCACCAUCUCCGCCCCAUCCCCCACCCGCGUUACCAUCAAUUCUCUCCUCCUCGCCGACGCCGAUCGAUCAGCCAGCUGCUUCUCGAAUUCGCUCAGCGCAUCUUCCGCCACAGUCUCUGCCUCGCAUAGCAUGGAUGCCUCUCACAGCAUGGACGGUUCUCAGCUCUCCGCGAGGCCUAAACCCCGGUCCUACAAAUCCCAUUUCAAGCAAAGAUAUCUGGUGGAAGCUGCUUGGAGGUCCGGCGGAACGAGCGUCACCUGCAAUAUCACACAGGAAGGCGGCGUCGUAACAAGUCUGCACUUGUCUCCCAAGUAUAUCAUCGUGGCUCUUGAUAAUGCGCGGAUCCACGUAUUUGAUACCGAUGGGAAUUCUCAGCGGGUCCUCCAAGGCCAUGUCAUGGGAGUUUGGGCAAUGGUUCCGUGGGAGGAUACUUUGGUGAGCGGCGGCUGCGAUCGUGAUGUGAGGGUUUGGGACUUGGUUACGGGUGCUUGCCUCUUUACACUUCGCGGCCACACGUCCACAGUCAGGUGUCUCAAGAUGUCGGAUGCGAAUACGGCGAUCUCGGGUUCUCGCGAUACGACGCUACGAGUAUGGGAUAUCAGGACUGGACUGUGUCGAAAUGUUCUGGUCGGCCAUCAAGCUAGCGUUCGAUGUUUGGAGAUCAAGGGAGAUAUCGUCGUCUCUGGAAGCUACGAUACCACCGCCAAGGUUUGGAGUAUAUCUGAGGGCCGGUGCCUACAGACUCUUCAAGGCCACUUCAGCCAAAUUUACGCCAUCGCAUUCGACGGCCGCCGUGUUGUCACGGGAAGUCUUGACACGCAGGUCCGAAUCUGGGAUCCUAAUACGGCUGAAUGUAUUGCAAUCCUCCAAGGACAUACCUCUCUUGUCGGCCAGCUUCAAAUGCGGGGUGAUACCCUCGUAACCGGAGGCUCAGAUGGAUCCGUCCGCGUCUGGUCGCUGGAGCGGAUGACCCCGAUCCAUCGGCUCGCAGCCCACGAUAACAGUGUGACUAGCUUGCAGUUCGACGAUACACGAGUAGUUAGCGGUGGCAGUGAUGGGCGAGUGAAGAUCUGGGAUCUCAAGACGGGCCACUUGGUCCGAGAACUUAUUUCUCAAAGCGAUGCAGUGUGGAGGGUCGCCUUUGAGGAUGAGAAGUGUGUCGCACUCGCCCUAAGGCAGAAUCGCACUGUUAUGGAGGUUUGGAGCUUCUCUCCGCCAGAAGAAAUGCUCUAUGACCGGCCGCUAUCACUGCUCCCUCGCCCUCUCGAGGAUGCACCCAAUCGCCCGAUGAGUGCUUUACCGUUUGAUUUUCGAAGAUCCCAGGAUGGCCUAGCUGGUUCCAGUAGAGAUUCCCAGGACGUCGACAUGUGUGACGCGGGACCCUCUACAGCGCCACUCCAAGGCGGAAACAAGACUUUCUUCCACGACGACUAA